Perognathus longimembris pacificus (Pacific pocket mouse) is the source of this 2928-nucleotide messenger RNA. It is a transcript of the gene Col13a1, whose product is annotated as collagen type XIII alpha 1 chain. The record is from RefSeq and is a predicted model, not a curated record. Lineage: Eukaryota; Metazoa; Chordata; Mammalia; Rodentia; Heteromyidae. The transcript is spliced from 41 exons. Bases 504 to 2693 code for a protein of 729 amino acids.
GCGGGUGUGUCAAGUUACACAGGCGCCGGAAUCGGCCCGGGCGCUGCUCCGCCGCGGCCACGACCCACCUCAGCCCAUGGGGCCCUCCACGCGCGCCCCUCCGCCCGGGGACUGAAAUCGGCUCGCCGGGGACACGCGAGACACCCAGAAGGACCGACUUGGCGACACCCGCUCGGGGACUCUGCAGACACUUGAAGGGAAGACGGGCGGAGAGCCGGCCAGAUUCCCCUCAACUCCCCUGGACUUUGGAACGGUCUUCGAAAUAACUUUUUUCUCACUUUGGUGAACCCCGACUACAGCUGAUUGUGAUUUGGGGAUCUUUACCCACCCACCCCCUCCUAAGAUUUCUUUUUUCCGUGCUCUUUGCCGGGAGUAAAGGAAAGGGGGCGUAUCCAGCCACACAAGCCCUUUUUCCCUCCUCAGUUUGGAUCGCACCCUUUGGCGGCGGUUCGAGCCUUUAUUUAUUCUAUUUAUUUAUUUAUUGGUCCUCCAGAAGCGAAGGGAUGGUAGCGGAGCGCGCCCGCGGCCCCGGGGAGCUGGGCGCGCCCCGGGCGGUGGCGGCGCGGACCGAGCGCUGCGCGCGGCUGCCCAGCCCGGGGUCGUGCGGGCUCCUGGCGCUGGCCCUGUGCGCGCUGGCGCUCAGCCUGCUCGCCCACUUUCGGACGGCGGAGCUGCAGGCCCGGGUGCUGCGCCUGGAAGCGGAGCGCGGGGAACGGCAAAUGGAGAAGGCUAUUUUGGGACGAGUCAACCAACUGCUGGACGAGAAAUGGAAGCUCCACUCCCGCAGGCGCCGGGAAGCCCCAAAGAUGUCUCCAGGAUGUAACUGCCCGCCAGGACCUCCUGGCCCCACUGGAAGACCCGGACUCCCAGGGAACAAAGGCUCCAUUGGAAUGCCUGGGCAUGUGGGAGUCAAGGGCCAACCAGGCGAGAAGGGUGCCCCUGGUGAUGCCGGCAUGUCCAUCAUCGGUCCCCGAGGCCCCCCUGGCCAGCCGGGUACUCGAGGCUUCCCUGGAUUUCCGGGUCCUAUUGGCCUGGAUGGCAAACCGGGCCACCCCGGACCAAAAGGGGAACCGGGCCUGGCAGGACCCCGAGGACUGCCGGGCCCUCAAGGACAAAAAGGAGAAAAGGGUCAGUGUGGCGAGUAUCCUCAUCGGCUGCUGCCUCUUCUCAAUUCAGUGCGGCUGGCUCCACCCCCAGUCAUUAAAAGGAGGACCUUCCAGGGUGAGCAGGGCCAGGCUGGUGUCCAAGGACCACCAGGGCCACCAGGCCCCCCUGGACCAAGUGGACCUCUGGGGCACCCAGGACUGCCAGGGCCCAUGGGGCCACCUGGCUUACCUGGGCCUCCUGGACAGAAGGGAGACCCAGGGAUCCAAGGCUACCAUGGACGCAAGGGAGAACGGGGCAUGCCAGGGAUGCCAGGCAAACAUGGAGCCAAGGGGGCGCCUGGGAUUGCCGUGGCUGGGAUGAAGGGUGAGCCAGGAACCCCAGGAGCAAAGGGUGAGAAGGGGGCUUCUGGCCACCCUGGGCUGUCUGGGCUCCUGGGACAGAAGGGAGAGAAAGGUGAUGCUGGUAACUCCAUUGGAGGAAGCAGAGGGGACCCUGGCCCCCCAGGACUCCCUGGGCCUCCAGGGCCAAAGGGAGAAGCUGGUGCAGAUGGUCAGGCUGGGCCCCCAGGACGACAAGGAGACAAGGGGCAGCCAGGAGCACCUGGAGAGCAUGGACCGGCUGGCCCCAAGGGCUCCAAGGGAGAACCUGGGAAAGGAGAGAUGGUGGAUUACAAUGGAAACAUCAACGAGGCUCUUCAGGAGAUCCGAACACUGGCCUUGAUGGGGCCUCCUGGCCUUCCCGGACAAAUAGGCCCACCCGGAGCUCCAGGGAGUCCAGGCCAGAAGGGGGAGAUUGGACUGCCAGGCCCUCCGGGACACGAUGGGGAAAAGGGACCUCGAGGCAAGCCAGGAGACCUGGGUCCUGCAGGUCCCCAAGGACCUCCGGGAAAGGAUGGGCCUCCAGGAAUGAAGGGAGAAACCGGACACCCAGGAGACCCUGGAGAGAAGGGAGAGAAAGGGGAGAUGGGACAAACAGGCUCACCGGGUCUAGACGGCCCAACUGGGGAGAAAGGAGAACCAGGUGACCAAGGGAGGCCCGGAGCGACAGGAUUGCCUGGCCCGAUUGGGCUCCCAGGAUUUACAGGAGAGAAAGGAGAAGCUGGAGAGAAGGGCGAUCCAGGAACAGAGGUUCCUGGGCCACCAGGGCCAGAGGGGCCUCCUGGACCUCCGGGCCUCCAAGGUGUUCCUGGACCAAAGGGGGAAGCAGGCCUAGAUGGUGCAAAAGGAGAGAAGGGUGUCCAGGGAGAAAAAGGAGACCGAGGGCCUCUGGGAUUACCGGGAGCUUCAGGUUUGGACGGCAGGCCUGGGCCACCGGGUACUCCAGGACCAAUCGGAGUUCCAGGCCCAGCAGGACCAAAGGGCGAGAGGGGCAGCAAAGGAGAUCCAGGGAUAACAGGACCAACGGGAGCAGCUGGGCUUCCUGGUUUACAUGGACCACCCGGGGACAAAGGAAACCGGGGGGAGAGGGGGAAGAAAGGCUCUAGAGGGCCAAAAGGGGAUAAGGGAGACCAAGGAGCACCUGGAUUAGAUGCCCCCUGUCCAUUGGGCGAAGAUGGCUUACCAGUCCAGGGCUGCUGGAACAAGUGAUUACCUCUAACCUUGGAUUGGCCUGUGUGUGUGUUUGUACAUAGAAUAUUUAUUUUUAUACAGUUUUCACUUUUUGAAAAUGCCGGAAGUAUGAUGCAUCUUACAGAUUAUUAAAAGAGAGAGAGAGAAAAAGAAAACCUGCCUAUUUUGUACAGAUGAUAACAACCUCUUCCCUUUGUUCACAAGCUGUUUUGUAUAAUUCUAUGUCUCUAAUACACAUUGUUUGAGUACAGUC